Brienomyrus brachyistius is the source of this 1803-nucleotide messenger RNA. It is a transcript of the gene mthfsd, whose product is annotated as methenyltetrahydrofolate synthetase domain containing. Gene Ontology annotation, molecular function: RNA binding. Lineage: Eukaryota; Metazoa; Chordata; Actinopteri; Osteoglossiformes; Mormyridae. Gene Ontology annotation, cellular component: cytoplasm. The record is from RefSeq and is a predicted model, not a curated record. The coding region runs from base 137 to 1300 and encodes 387 amino acids. The transcript has 8 exons.
UUGGUCUUCUGGAGCCGCCGUACGUCGCUCCUAGUUCUUCAGAAUGGGAACGCGCUUGCUUAAUCUUAACGUGCACUUUCUGUUUACAGAAACUGUGAUAUAGUUACAAAAUUGGUCUUUGUUAAGGUGGAGAGUAAUGGAACCAGUUAUAAAGUUGAAUCCCGGAGCGACAAAGUGGGACAUCCGACAAAAAGUCUGGGAUUAUAUCGAAGCUAACAAUUUAGCCCACUUUCCAAGACCAGUUCAUAACCGAAUCCCAAACUUCAAGGGGGCUCACUGCGCCUGCGCCGCCGUCGCCGACCUCGAGCCGUUCCGCCGAACGAGCGAGGUGAAGGUGGAUCCCGAUAAACCGCUAGAAGGCGCUCGUCUAGAGGUCCUUCAGGCAAGAAAAACAUUACUAGUUCCAACCCCCCGUCUGCGUGCUGGGCUGUUCAACCGGAUUGUCCCUCCCCAGGGAGCAAGCACAGAGGACCUUCGUGUGUGUUCCACUUCUCAGGGGGUGAAGAACUUCAGUGUGCCGGUCGGUCUGGACGCGAAAGUGAGUGUCGACUUGGUGGUGGUUGGGUCGGUGGCUGUGUCUCAAAAAGGCUAUCGGAUUGGAAAAGGCGAAGGCUAUGCUGAUAUGGAAUACGCCAUGAUGGUGUCCAUGGGAGCCAUUAGCAGUGCUACUGUAGUCGUCACUGUUGUUCAUGACUGUCAGGUGGUUGAUAUUCCAGAAGAACUCAUAGAAUGUCAUGACCUCACAGUGGAUUAUAUCCUGACCCCGACCAGAGUGAUCCGGACAGAGUGCAAACGGCCCAAACCUCAGGGCAUCAUCUGGGCCAAGCUGAACGCUGACAUGUUAGAGAGGAUCCCGGUCCUUCAGAAGCUGCGUGCCCUGGAGCAGAAGUCUGGGAAAGAUGUGUCACUGGGGAAGGCCGUUUUCCCGGGGGAGGCGGCGCUGCCAGGGGGGGGGCGAGACGACGCGAUCGUGGAUGACACGGCCGUCACCACGCUGUACCUCGGUGGCGUCCCCGCGGGGCUACGUGUCAGUGAGCUGAAAAGCAGUCUGCAUGAACGCCGUGCAUCACCGCGGCGGCUCAUCUGGCAGGGAGCUCAUGGCAGAGCUUUUCUGGAGUAUGGUGACCACGAGAAGGCCCAGGCCGCACUAACCGCCCUACAGGCACUCUCCAUCAACGGUCACAACAUGCAAGUGGCAUUCGCCAGGGGUCAGAGAAGCAGGAGGGGACCUGGGGUGCCACACAGGACUGCCAAGGCGACCGAAAGCCAGACUCCCGGCCGGUCACUAAAACGCUCAUGAACAGCCAUUCAGUGGGGGCCGAUGCGGCUUGGGGGCGGAGCUUGGGUGGCGACCUCCUUUAGAAUGGCUGGGAGGGAGAUAUUUAAAGAACGAUAGAGAAGGCGUUUACUCAGAUGGUAUUAAUUUAAAGCCCGGUUUAUUGUUGCGGUUUUUUUGUACACAAUCGUGCUGGUGGGCUGCCAUCUACUCAGCUGUUAUCUGAACUCGUUUACAUUUGCUUUCUGAAAAAAAUGGCCCGUGGUACAGUUUAGCCUGGCAAUCUCUAAGAGAAGCAGUGCUAUAAAGUUAUUUCACAUAUUACACAGUGUGCCUAGUGUAUUGGCACAGGUAGGGGAAUAAUGACAAGCACAGGCACCAUUGAGCAGGGCAUGUAAUUUGAAUUAGCACCCAACUGCAUAGAAGGGUAAAAAUUCUGGGUUUCUUUGCAAGAUUUCAGCUAAGCAAAUAAAUCUGUGGUUUGGUUGAACUUCUGUUGCUUAUUAAAGUUUUUUUGGUCCGUUUCA